Messenger RNA from Lindgomyces ingoldianus, 2469 nucleotides. RefSeq lists its product as uncharacterized. Lineage: Eukaryota; Fungi; Ascomycota; Dothideomycetes; Pleosporales; Lindgomycetaceae. The coding region runs from base 1 to 2469 and encodes 822 amino acids. The record is from RefSeq and is a predicted model, not a curated record. The transcript has 8 exons.
AUGGCUAGAACUCCACGAGAAACGGCAUCUCUGGAGCAAGAGCAACUCACUGCUAUCGCAAACAUAAGCACAUCAGUCGGCAGCUCCCCAAAGCAAGUCGACACGCUCGCACUGGACACCAGCUCUUCCAACUUCAUCACCAACCCCAUCUCGACUAUAACCUCUCAGCUUCACCUCCCCUCCAAAUCCGCCGAUCUCACCCUCCUCGUCCACUUUCCUGGUCUCUCAUACCAGCAACCCGUCAACCUCCCAUUCAACCGCUUCGGGCUCGAACUAGUGGAACCAGGGUCCCUUCUCCACGCCACCUUCACAGACACCUUUCAGCAGGAUGAUGCACGAAGUCAGCCCUUUACCUGGCAGCAAUUGAUCUACUUUGCGCUACUGGCGUCUCCUACACGGACUGGUAGCGUGAAGAACAUGGUAACGUGGGUUAUACAGAAUUUCCCUUUGCUGAGGAACUUGAAUGGCGGAGUACUGGGCUUGGGAAAUACGGUACAUCAGGUCUGGCAAUGCGUUUACAGCUACUGCCAACACGUGGAGCAGUACUAUGAGCGAGAUCUGCGGCCGCUAGGACCAGAUUCCACAGACGGAGAUCAGGAUGCUAUCAAAUGGCCUAAAGGCGCUGAGUUGACCUACUUUCUCCCACGCGGGAAAGAAGAUGAAGUCUUCAAGCCACUGUUCUCGUUGUGGGAUAAGCACUGGGGAUUCGGGCUUCCUCAUCCAUUACCAGAUGGAAAUGCUGUCUGCAUCCGCACGGGGAAGCAGUUUGAGGAUCUCCCGGUAAACGUGCUGUUUAAGAUUUUGAGCGAAGUCCUGACGUUUCCGCAUCCCUUGAUUGCAACAUGGGACACAGAACACAACUGCGACCGACCAAUCCUCUCACUCCUCAUUCCUCCCUCCAUGACAACCACAACUUGCACGCUAAACCUCCCACCCCCAGAACAGCUUCUUCAAGUUACUCAAGUAUCCCGAAUGCUUAGAACCCUAGGUGAAUACAUAUUCUACACCAGCAACACCUUCACCGUUCGAACAGGACACCCGCCCCAUCCCAUUAUCAGCCUCACGCGGUUCCUCUCCCGCAUCGGACCUACCGCCCGCCAAUUCAUCCGGGCCGUAGAUUUCGACGUGCGUAUCGCGCGUCCAGCACAGUUCGCGAAACACAUCGAAUCUGCCAUCAAGCUGCUAGGAGAGAGCUAUUGUCUCCAACAUCUAACCCUCCGGAUCGAUAUCUCCAGCCUAACUGCAAAGGCACAAAACGACGUCCGUGCGAUUCCAGGGUUUAAAGAUCUAGUGAAAUUUCGGGGCCUGAAACACGUGACCGUUUUCGGGCAUCCUGACGCGCAGAUUUAUCUCGACGAGAUGAUAAAGAAUCCGUUCAUUGCGCGGGAAACAGAGCUGCAGGAGCAAGCAGCUGAGUAUCACCGUCUGGAUGCCAUCAAUGACACGACCAUCCAAUCCGAGGAGGUGCCGCAAGCUGUGCAAGACGUCCUAGCGUUAGAAUCCCAGCGCCGUUGGUACGCUCACUCGCAGCGCGUCGCGCGCCUCCAGGUCCAAAAAUCAGAGCGCCAGAAGGAAGACCAAGUCUACUUCGGACCAUGUUAUCUUGACCGCGGUCGUGCACUUCCGGCUCCCUCGUCGAUAUUCGCCAUAGACGGGACUACGCUGUUCCAGGCGAGGCCGGAGGAGCCGGAUCCAGCGGUGAUGGGAUAUCAAGGCAAGGAUGGUAGGCUGAAGGAGUUUGGGGAUUGUGUGCCUGUGUAUGACGUUGAGCAAGUGACGAUGUGGCAGCGUAUGAUGGAGACGUAUUUUAGGGCUGAUGGGCUGAGGGAGAUGAUGCAGGCUAGGGUGAAGGAGGCAAUGUCGUUGCUGGGUCGGGGGCUUUGGCUAUGGGAGCUAUAUUGCAGAGGAGACUGGAUACGAGUAGCUGAGCUUGUAUGGUGUCAGAGAUUUGAGAGGGUAUGCAUACACUCAGGUGUUGUAUGCAAUAUCUCGAGGAUUGUUAGAUCGAAUAAUGUAAAAGUGUGGAGUGCGUUUGCACACAUUUGGACUUCAUAUUGUCUCCUCCAAAACACGACAGAAGUUAUUUGGGACAAAAUUAUAUAUUUUUCAGACGUAUUCAUGAGGCACAGUAUUUCCAACUGCUACAAGUUCAUACGUGGAAUUAGGAAGGAGGUUAAUACAAUAAACAUUGCUUGUUGCAGGCUUAGCCAUGGAGUUCUCGUCCUGCAAAUACAACAUAUUUACUCACCUCCGUUAAGUCUGCGGAUGGAGUUGGAAAUCGAGGAGAAAGCUACUAGGGAAGAUGUCAAUUAUCUGGCUUCAGUAUGCGAAGACAUUCUAACGACUUAUUCUUACAACACGAAUUCGAACUUGUCUGAGUAUCAAAGGAAAACUGUUUUCACAUCAGGCCAGCGAUUAGAACGUAAAAUUAAUUGGAAAAUCUUGAUGGGUAUGGAAUUUCUAUUAUAA